AUGAGUCUGGGCCCAGAAUCUCCAAGAGAGGAACAAGGCUUUCUGGGGCUGGGACCCCCCAUCAUGGCUGUGUCCCCUACACCCCAGCAACGGGAAUAUGGUAAUGGCAGUGCUACGGAGGGAAGGCUAAAUGAGAGUGAGGUUUCUGGAACACCUGGAGGAUUUCAUUUUUCUGAACAUGUUCUGGACGUUUGGAUGCACGUGUUCUCGCUGCUUGUUGCCUCCCUUGGGCUGCUGGGGAACGGCACGGUCCUGUGGCUCCUGGGCUUCCGCAUUCAGAGGACCCCCUUCUCUGUCUACAUCCUCAACCUGGCGGGGGCCGACACCCUCUUCCUCUGCUGCUCCUUGCUGUUGUCCUUAAUGAACCUUCUUACCUGUGUUUAUCCUAUAACGUACAACGUAGUGGCCUACCUCCAAUACAUGUUCUACAUUGCGAGCCUGAACCUCCUGUCCGCGAUCACCACUGAGCGCUGUCUCUCCGUGCUCUUCCCCAUCUGGUACCAAUGUCUCCGCUCCAAGCACAUGUCGGCCAAGGUCUGCUCUGGGAUCUGGGCUCUGGCCGGCAUGACAGAAGUCAUAGAGUUUGUCACUCGGAAUUAUGUGUUUCCUCACUCCUUCUGUCCCAACUUCUUCAUCAUCCACUUCCUGUGGUUUCUCCUCCUCACCUGUGUGAUGUGCGUGUCCAGCCUGACUCUGCUGCUGAGGGUCCAAUGCAGCUCCCGGCGCCGGCGGCUCCCCAGGCUCUACCUCCUGGUCAUGCUCACAGUCCUUGUGUUCCUGCUCUUCGGCCUGCCACUGGGGCUCCAAGAUUUCAUAAAUGAUCGCUUCAAAAUAGAUUUCAUGCCUUUUAGCCUCUUUCAGUCCCUGGCUUGCGUGAACAGCUGCAUGAACCCCUUCAUUUAUUUCUUUGUGGGCAAACAAGGGCAUAAAGGGAGGGAGUCUCUCAGGCUGGUCCUGCAGAGAGCCCUGGGGGAGGAGCAGGAGGUGGGAGGUGGGAUGAGGGACAUCCCCCACACCAACACCCAGGAGACCUCAUCAUGA
Molecule: messenger RNA, 1041 nt
Organism: Antechinus flavipes (yellow-footed antechinus)
Lineage: Eukaryota; Metazoa; Chordata; Mammalia; Dasyuromorphia; Dasyuridae
Product: mas-related G-protein coupled receptor member X1-like
Exons: 2
Coding region: 1-1041 (346 amino acids)
Biological process (GO): G protein-coupled receptor signaling pathway
Cellular component (GO): membrane
Molecular function (GO): G protein-coupled receptor activity
Source: RefSeq, a predicted model, not a curated record